AUGCAAGAACGCCAACCCUGGAAGUUCAAGCAAUUCGUGCCUGGAGCGCCGGAGCCAAAUGAGUACGAAAUUAGGAAUUUCAGCCCAUACAAAAUCCAUCAGCGAUGUGCAGAAAGCUUCAGGGUUGGCAGGUUCCUACUCGCUGCGGACGCUGCACAUGUCUGUAAUCCAUUCGGUGGUAUGGGUCUCACAGGCGGUCUGGUUGAUGUUGGCAAUUUGUUCGACUGCCUUUACGGCAUCUUCAACGGCCAAGUGGAUGAUCACAUCUUGGACAAGUAUUCCGAGAUCCGCAUACAGAAAUACCAGGAGAUUAUCGACCCUAUCUCGAGCGGCAACAUCAAGCGGCUAUGGGAUGCGAGUCCAGAAGCGAUUCAGAACGAGCCUUUCUUUCAAGCGCUUAAAAGAGCCGAAGUUGACAAGGAAUUUGCACAGCAGAUGCAGAAGGCAAGUGAUACUGGCCCCAAUGACAUGUUUUAA
Phaeoacremonium minimum UCRPA7 is the source of this 477-nucleotide messenger RNA. Its product is annotated as putative fad binding domain-containing protein. Bases 1 to 477 code for a protein of 158 amino acids. Gene Ontology annotation, biological process: ubiquinone biosynthetic process. The transcript has 2 exons. Lineage: Eukaryota; Fungi; Ascomycota; Sordariomycetes; Togniniales; Togniniaceae. Gene Ontology annotation, molecular function: oxidoreductase activity; FAD binding. The record is from RefSeq and is a predicted model, not a curated record. Gene Ontology annotation, cellular component: mitochondrion.